AGAGCACCGCGCGCGGAGACCUCAUGCCUCCCUCACCGCGAGUGCUGUCGUAAUAGUUUCACCUCGUGCCCAGCAUGGAGGACCUCCCUUUCACCGAGUUACCCAUCCUGCCGCGGCACCCCAAACUCCACCAGCCGCACCUGAACCUCACGCGGCGAACGCCGUCGCCGGCGCUGCCCCAGUGGAACCAAACCCACAUCUCGAGCCUCUACCCGGAGAUCCUCGCGCUCAUCUUCUCUUAUCUCGACGUGUGUGAUAAGGGCCGCGCGGCCCAAGUGUGCUCCGCGUGGCGCGAGGCCUCCUACCACAAGUCCGUGUGGCGCGGCGUCCAGGCCAAGCUCCACCUCAAGAAAGCCAACACGACCCUCUACAACAGCCUCAACCGCCGCGGCAUCCGCAGAGUGCAAGUGCUUUCCUCCAAGAAGUCUCUCCGGGACGUAGUGCAAAACAUAAACAAACUCGAGUCGCUCAGCUUGAGCGGGUGCUUCAACGUCAACGACGUCGCGCUGUCGCACGCCUUCUUCACGGAAGUCGAGUCGCUGGUCCACCUGGACCUCUCCCUGUGCAAGCAAGUGACGGACAUUAGUUUAAAACGGAUAUGUGAGUACCUGAAGAACCUGCAGACCCUCGAACUCGGCGGGUGCAGCAACAUCACCAACAACGGGCUCCUGGCCAUCGCGCGGGGCCUCCGGCGGUUGCGGCGGCUCAACCUCCGGUCGUGCUGGUACGUGUCCGACGUGGGCAUCAGCCACAUCGCCGGCCAGAGCGGCGAGGCCGAUGGGAACCUCGAGCUCGAGCACCUCGGGCUCCAGGACUGCCAACGCUUGUCCGACGACUCGCUCAAGUACCUCCUGGCGGGAAACUCCAAACUGGCCAGUAUCAACCUCAGUUUUUGCGUGAGCAUCACCGACAGUGGGCUCAAGUACCUGGCACGGAUGCCUUCUCUGCGGGAGCUGAACCUCCGUUCGUGCGACAACAUCUCCGACGCGGGGAUGUCGUACCUGGCCGAGGGCGGGUCCCGGAUCGCCGCCCUCGACGUCUCCUUCUGCGACAAGAUCGGCGACCAGGCCCUGAGCCACAUCUCGCAGGGGCUCUUCAACCUGCGGUCCCUGUCGCUCUCCACGUGUCAGAUCUCCGACGACGGCGUGUACAAGAUCACGAGGACCCUCCACGACGUGGACACGCUCAACAUCGGCCAGUGCAGCCGGAUCACGGACAAGAGCCUGGCCAUGAUCGCCGAGUCCUUCAAGAACCUCCAGUACAUCGACCUCUACGGGCUUCCCAAGAUCUCCACGCUCGGCCUCGAGAAGAUCAUGCAGCUGCAGCAGCUCAAGCACCUCAACAUCGGUCUCCACGACGACAAGCGACCGCUCCUUGGCAACAUGCUAACCAAGAGGUGACACCUGCUCCUCGACGUCGCGUAGGUUCUAGGCAAAUGUGAUAUUAAAACGCUCAAUUUUAAGUCUCUGUUAAUGUAGAUUUCGUGUAAAUAGUCUCGUUUAUUCGUCCUUCUGUUAAUAGUAUCGCGGGAGCCCCGCGAAAAAUUCUCUAUCACGGAUACCCCACGUCUAUGAUCCCGGUGAUUCGAACCCCUGUCCAAAUUUUGCCGUCCACAUUUUUGCGACGGAAAGCUUAGCCCUUGCCGUCUCACACUGUUUUAAGUUCAAGUCACGUUCAUCCUCAGGUAGCCACAAGUUCAGUGUCAUGUGAUCUUCGAAAACAUGGAUAUACCUCGCGCUGUGCAGGAGCGACGCAUUCCUGCGAGCGGAGAGUCUGCAUUCCUGUAAGUACGACGAAUUUUGCAUUCCUGUUGUUACGGCGGAGAUUCCGCUGUAUUCACCUGCACAAGUGUUUUGCAGGUUGGACGCAGAUAAAGGAAUUCUAAUGCCGCGACUUGCGGCGCCAAGAGGAGUGAGCCCUCCCCUCAUUGCUUACUUCUAUUCAUAAAACUCAGUAAUUUAUACGGACUGCGGAGGGGUCUCCAGACCCCUCCCCCCCUCCGUCUCGUCCCUUUGCAGGGACAAUGGAUCAAUUUGGUGAACGAGUCGCUUGCAUUGCGUCAGGCUGGGCCCAGGAUAGAGUAAAAUUGGAGAGACCGGUUGGAAUUCAGUUCCGCUGGCACAGUUCCUCGAAUUUGAUCCUCUUUAAUGGCAACAACGGGUGAAAUAAGUUUUCAAAAUUACGUAAUUUAGAAAAAUACAACUUUCAGUAAACCUGUCACAUUUUAGGGAACCCAUUUGAGUAAUUUUUAAGUAAGUAAUAUUUACGCAGAAAAUGGUCCUAACUAACUUAUGAGACUCAGGUACUUUGAUUUUUUAUCACCGAAAAUGUUCGAAAAAAGUAUGACACCAGGGGAGCGAAAAAGUAAAAAACGCAUAGUAAAGUAGAUCGUAAUUUUUUUUUGUACAGCCUUUUUUACUACUCUAUUAUCAGACCUAAACUUUACUUAGAAAUUAAACCAAGAGGGUUUUCUAAAAAAUACUUUUUUAACUUUUUUCAUGAGAUUUUUAAAAGUGCCUUUUCAAGCCAUACUACCUACUUUAAUUGCCUUCUCUUAAAUUAGAGUAUUGAAGAAAGGUUCAAGUCUGGAUUUUACUAUUCCAAGCACAAUAUCCGUCUAGGUACUUACUAUGCAUACCUACUGAGGUACAGACAGCUAAGUUACUUCUACACCCUGUUUUUUGGCAUGUAUGAUCGAAGAGUGUAAGUGAUCUUAUUCCUUACAACAAAUUUCUUUGCGUGACUAUAGACGACACAGUCAUACAAUUUCAGUUCGAUUUAAUCAUCCGAAUUUUUCUGCGUAAACCGUUUAAGUACGUAAUUCUCUUGCGAAAUAUUUAAUUCCUCUGGCUUAUUUUCAUUCUCUGGAAGGAGCAACUGCUAUGACAAAUCUAUCCCUUCGGUACUGUAUUUUCAUUAGUCUAUACUAGUUUCUUCAGAAUAUAAUCGUAUCUAAUUGCGGAGGGCCUAUCAUCUUCUAAAACGCCUUCAACUGAGCGAAAUACUACCGUGCGUUACGUGGGAGUCACAAUAGUUGUAUCAAGAACGAAGGCGGCUCCGCACGCGCUCGGAUUAAGUCAAAUUCACUUUUGGAAGAACUUAUUUUUCAUUACCGCUUAAUUUAUUCGCUAUUUUCAAUAAUUUUGAAAAAGAGAGAGAGAGAAAAAAAGUUUAAUUGGAAACCCUUUUUAUUGGCUGUAAAACCCCUCCCUGUGUUUAUACUUUUUACGCUCGCUUACGUGGUGCACAAUAAUGCCAAAACAACUUGAACAUGUUUGUUUAUUCGUUGAAAUAUACCGCUUGCAUCCAAUGCAAAAUCAUGAUAUAUCGAGAAAAUAUGAAUCUGAAACGGAUUUCAUUUAUUUUUAUUCGAAAGAUGAGCUUUUUUGAAGCGUCCUCUGGUCAAAAUUUUCGCCACUUUAGAGCAUCCAUCCGGACACCAAAAUCAGUUUUCGUGAUCGCUCACUCCUUCUCGAACCCGUUUUCCGAUCCGAGACGUUCGCCUCAAUGACAGCUGGAUCUAGCAUCAAUCCUUUCUUUUUUUUAAGGUGAGACAAGGUUUUUUUACAAGUGAGAUUUAGUGAUGGUCUCAAUGUUUCCGAGUGAUCUACAAUAUAGAAACAGGGGUUCGGGCAAGUUGAAACUGAUGAACUGCACCGUCUGAAUUAAAUCGUGCUCAGAGUUUGUUAACCGCUGACUGUUCUUUAGCUUUAGGUGGAGUGCUCUAAGCCAUAGCAUACUUGUUGAGUAAUAAUCGUAGUACUCCGGGAGGAGCACUUUUCCAAGUUGGGCGUUGUCAAUGAUGAAUUGAUGAUCUCAGCGAAUGAAUCGCGAGCUAUCUCUACGGCCGGGGUCAGGGUCGGUGAGAAGGUGGCGUGGCUCUGGACUUCACGAACGGACAAGCCGUUGUUGAACAAUGUUUCGUCCGCUGGGUUGGAUGUCUUCAUUGGGGACGGCUUCUCGGAUAGAGCUGAAGGUCCUGGGAGCGUUUUUGGUAAGUCAGGCCUUGGUUUCUGCACCUUCUUUGGCUUUGCAGGCGGUUGGACUGCUACAGCCUUGGGGUCCUUUUGGUUAGCUGGCUUGCCGUAGUAAGGUUUUUUCGUGGAUACUACUUGGUUGGCUUCCAUAUCUAAUCGGACUGUGUUGUUGUUAGUUUUGAAUUAAUUUUAAUAAAUUAAAAUUGGGUUCAAUUCUAAACUAUUGGUGGUUUGAGAACUUCUCUCCAGCAAUUUAAAAUUGGGCAAAAUUGAGACAAGUACUUUGUCUCUCCUCCCAAAAAGUGAGGUAAAAUAUACGCAAACACGUGUGAAUUCUGUAAGUUAUAGCUUCCCAAAAAGUAUCCAUCACUGGUUUUACAGUUAUAUUUGUUUACUUGUUACUUAAUCGAGCAACGGUUCAUUCAACGAGAGACCCUACACUGAAGGGUCAAUCCGGUAUACCUACGCCUUGCAAUGCGACAAAUUCACCAAAUAAUGUCAAUUUUGUGACGUUUGCAACAUGCUAUGCCUCGAUUCCAAUGAGGAUUUCUACUCUUAACUGCUCAACUCUGAUUGAAAAGUGUAAGUUUUAUUUUUCUUCUUUGUCUCACGAGGCUCCGUGCUCCUUGUCUUUACAAAUUGAAAUAAUUAUGAAACCAAUCUGAUCGUUUAGAAGAGUCUUUUCGCGACAAAAAAAAAAAAAAAAUUGUUCAAACCUUCAGCAAGGAAAGAUAUACCUAGGUAAUAUGAACCGCGAGACUUCGUCUCGAGCUUUUGUAAAGAAAAAAAAGGGAGAAAAAAGGGGGAAAAGUAAGGAACCUAAUUUCUUGAAGGUAUUCCUUACAUGAAUUUUUUUUUUUUUUUUUUUUUUUUUUUACUUUUAUAAGAAGCUUUAAAUAGCUCCCAUUGGCUAAUCCCACGCUUACCCCAAGUGAUCAUUGUAUGAGACCAUCAAACUCUUGGUUUGAAAACACUACCAUCAAAAAUUCAAAACGGGCAAGAGAACUUUCCUUAAGGACGAGUCCGUGUUGGAAGGAGAAUACGGGUCCAAAGAAAGGUCGCCAAUUAAAAUACGUCCGGCGGCAUCCUGUCGCGGAGGGCUGCAGCAAGAGAAGAAAAUGAUGAGGUUAUGAUAGGUGGGCACCCUUGCGAGGGACUCCGAUGUUCCGAUGUCCAAAUGGAAUCUGCUGACGGCCCAAGCAGGGAUGAGGGAAGGUUGAAAACGGAGGUCAGAAUCCGAUGUAAAGCAUAGGUGAUUGGUUGGGAAUGCGAAAAUGAAAGCAGCUUGAACGUCCCCCGGGGGUGGACAUUGACGUUAUGGUAGAAACACACCACGAUCGGGGCAAGCUCCAAACUUAUGACACACUGGGAGCCGAAGAUCGGCCGAACAGCAGCACAAUUCGUCGUCUCCCGGACGAAAGAACGUAACUCCAUUCCAAUGUUGCCAAAUUUCCCCUCGCAAAUUGCCUAUUGAUCAAGAGAAUCUUGGGCAUUUCUGACUGAAAAUUUCCCUCAUUUUUCUCUAAUUCUAUUUUGGAUGAAAACUGCUUACGUGCAUUUAUGUAUCAUAAGUUAAUUGUUUGAGUCAAUUUGGCAACCUUGGAGUGGAGUUACGUUCCUUCGUGCCGGCGACGACGAAUUGAAGCACUAGAUGCUGGACCUAUUUUUGGAAUUUGUGCUUCAUGUUGGUCAGCCAACUUCCGGUAGCUAAAGAGCUACCGGUAAACCGUUACAAAUUUCGGCAGCACCAACUGAAAAAGGGUAAGAACUGAAAAAAAUUCGUAAGGUAAGCACCUCCUUCAUUAAGGGUUUGCAGUUUUAAUUUUGAACGAAUCAUGAAAGUCGAAGUAUUGGCGAAUUCUACACUCUAUGCUGGCUUAUUCUAUUUAAAAAUAAGCUAGAAAUCUUAAUUUUUAAAGCGACAAUUGCAAUGCCCAGCAUUAGUACGGUGAAAACACGGGCUUCACCAGUGUUUGGCAAUGGUUGCCAAUUUUUGUUCCAAUGAUUGCGAUAGGAGUUCUGAAGUUAUCAAAUGGAAAACUGGAUGACUAAGAAAAAAAAAUAAUAAAAAAGCCCAACAUUCAUACUGUGAAAACAAAGGCUUCACCGGUGUUAAGCAGUGGUUGCCAAUUACUGAUGCACUCAAUUUUUGACCAGUUCCAACGAUUGGCGCAAGGUGUUUUAAGGUUAAUAAAUUGAAUUUUGAAUGAUUAAGAGGAAUAAAAUGAAAGACAUUAAACAAAAGCACAAUAAAAACAAAACAAAAAAACAAAAUUAAUUACACAUUGAAAUUAAUACAUAAAAUAAAUGCUUCGCCAAUUGCUAGUGCAAGGUCUGCCAAUUACUGGCAAAUCCAAAUUUUCGGGUGCCAGUUACUGGUUAGUUUCUCAUUUUCCAUAAAUAUCAUUAUUAAAUUUAAUAAAAGCACGGAAAUUGUUACUUUGGACCAUUUUUAAACAAAGGAGUGUAUGCACCUCAACUAAAAUCCUGCACAUCAACAAUAAGUCUCAAACUUCCAAAGAAGUAGACCUUCAAAGUUUAAAAAAUCCUUAACGUGCCAAUUACUGGUACGGUUACCUUACAUCGUGACUCCUAAUAAAGCACAUGUGAUCCAUACAAAGGUUCGCUGACGACACACAGUUAUACGAAUGAGUGCAAGAACCGAUUACAGUUGAAAAUUUGACACCAUUUUUAAGUGGCAAGUAAUGAUUAAUUUGCGAUGGUUUUUCAAACUUACUAUUUUAAAAUUUUCGUAUCAAUAUUGAAAAUUAAUCAACACUGCACACCAAUCGCUAACGCAAGUAUUUCACAACGUAAGAAUCGUUAAUACCAAUUACCUAAACGUACCACUCACUGUGAAGCCUCUAGGAACUUGCAAACACAACCCACACGUUAAAAUAACGAAAUGGAUUUUAGCAAGUGGGCCUACUCCUGUUACAUUAACAUUAAGCGUAAAGUUUAUGAAGUAAUAUUUUUUUACUUACGGUCUCACUGGUCGUGUAAAUAGUCUCCAUUAUAUCUGCCUUGUAGAAGAAGGGUCCGUAUUCCUCCCCUUUUUUCAGGUGUUCCUGGUUCUGCCAAUAUUCUUCGAUCAGAUUUUUUUCUUCGCCUUCCCAGUGAGCAUCUCGGAAGGUGCUCACUUUCUGUGCUCGCUUGGUCUUGUUAUUAAUUAGGCAGCACCCGUUCUCAGAAGUGCCGACUAUUUUCUAAUUGAAAAGUGAAAAAAACAAUUUGAUCAGUGUGUAUCCUUCAAUUCUAUUUUUAAAUUCCUGAAGAAUCUUAAACCACCGUUGAAAUCUUGUCAAAGACUGAGCCCUCACAAAGAUUUAGACUUCAUUAUUAGCAGGGAAAACUAAAACAAGAAAUUCUUGAGUGCUUGUAGUGUAUAGGCAAAAUGAGGAGGGAAAAUGCUUGGAAAUAUUUCUCUUAAAAAGAACUCGAUUCCCCUUUCUUUACAAGAAUAGGGAUUCAACGCGUUCCUUACAAGUCGGUAGAUACAGGAAGAGAGAAACAUUAUCCGAUCGAGCGACGCAAUAGCUCAACUACCACUUGUCACUAGGGAAUUCCACCCACAACUUUUCAAGACGCAAGGCACACGGUACCUUGUGUGCGGAAUCUCCUGUGAGCCUGUCGUAAAGGGUAUACCCUAAACUAUUGCCAAUAUAAAUAGAAUAGAAAUUUAACAAUCGUGUAUUCAAGGGCAGGUCCAGCAAAUUCAAAAUUUAACUUUAAGGUAACUUAAUCGGUUCGAAAUUUGACUCUACAGUACCUAACUUAAUAAUUUUCUUUGAAAAAAUAUUGCUUCGAUCACAUUCUCAUAGGUAACUGCUUAAGCUAAUGCAAACUAAAUACUUGAAGAUGAAAAAAUGAGACAGGAACAGAAGUAACAAUACUACAUAAUCUGUUGAUUUCCUGCUGAGGAUAUGGGAUGGGGAAGUAUCAUCGCUGUGUAAUGACAUCUCCGCUUACCUGUAACAAUGGUGAUUCCACUUCGAUUUCUUCUACCUUUUUGGAUUUCACUUCCUCUUUCAUUACUUCCCAAAUCGUUUGUGGAAGUACCAUCUGCCAAAAUAAAAAAAAGUUAAUAAAUGAAUUUCCCAAGUCAAUAGAGAACUCACUCGUGUUUCAACUACAAACCGUGGUUUUGAAAAGAUAGCAGGACCAACAAUCAGUAUUAAGUUGAUAAAGUUGCACGGAACUGAUUAAACUUUAAUAGAGCGUUCAGGAAACAUCUAUACAUUGUCUUAGAAGGUGCUUCAUUCACCCAGUUACCCGGACGUAAAUAUUCGGCCGUAUUCCGGCGUAAUAUUCAUAAUAUUCGUAAUAAUACAAUUUAGAUAUCAAGAAAAUGCAACACAAAACUACAAACCAUAUUCAGGCAUAACAGAAUUUAGUAGUACACUGAAGGCAAAAUGCAGACAUGAGAAAUACAAGCGACACAUACGGCUGACCGGGGGGAGGGGGAGCCACCCGCACCCCGCACACACUGAAUCCAGCCCAACUGAAUUCAUCCUCUAAAAUAAUUUCUGACAUUCUUCCGUCAAGCUAGAUGGUGUAUCAGUGAAAGGUAUCAAACAUAAGGGUGACUUUUCGAGUCUAACGGUGCAAAAAAUAAGACCAGGGGCUCAAUGAUCAUAUAUUUUUCUCGUCAGGUUGCUCAAUGCUGGAGCGCUACGGGAUAUCCAGGAUGACGAGUACCCCUAAGGGGUAGUGAUCCAGGCAUCUGCCGAGAAACGAUAAUGAGAACAUUGAAAAACAAUCUCCGACCGUGGAAAGCUGUACAAACGGACUAAGUAGAUAUACCGUCCGUCCACGUUCCGGAAUCGUGGUAAUGUGGUCCCUCUGACUCCACCAAGGUUGAAGAACUUGGGUUAAUUUAUGAAACCACUCAACUUGCACUCCGAAGACAACAAAAAGCUUUCUUUAAACACUUACCGAAUCGAAAUUGCUUCAACAAAUUUCAUAAACUCCUCUAAUCAGGAUAAAAUGAUGAAUUAACGCUCCUGAAUAGCGCUCCGGAAUUGAGUGUUAUAACCGCUCAACGUACACUGCAAGGAAAGAAAAAGAUGUCAUUUUAAAUUUAGUUCGCUUGGAUUUUAAAUAAUCGAAUUUACAAAAUCUUGCUGCCGCUUUGAGACGAGCCGCAAAUUCAUGAACCUUUUCUCCAUCUUUCUGGAAGACUUUACGAAAA
This is a messenger RNA of Bemisia tabaci, 9168 nucleotides long. Its product is annotated as F-box and leucine rich repeat protein partner of paired. Gene Ontology annotation, biological process: SCF-dependent proteasomal ubiquitin-dependent protein catabolic process. The record is from RefSeq and is a predicted model, not a curated record. Gene Ontology annotation, cellular component: SCF ubiquitin ligase complex. NCBI's taxonomy places the organism in Eukaryota, Metazoa, Arthropoda, Insecta, Hemiptera, Aleyrodidae. Gene Ontology annotation, molecular function: protein binding.